UCCAUUUCCUCGAGCUGACCUUCCUCAGAUUAAUUCCGGGUAUUUGGCUGCUUGUGACCUGCCAUUGGUUUUCGUGCUAAGACAAUAAAUCAUGUUUUCCCUAUCUGAAGAGCCAAGUUCCAUAUUUCCUGAACUACAAGAAACAGAAAGUCAAGAGCAGCUGCCAUGUGAUGUAUUAGAUGAGUUCUUUACUCCACAACGUUUGAAGGCCUAUAGUAGGGUAAAAAGCAGUUUACCCGUUGCUGAUGAACAACAUCUGAAGGUGUAUCUGAGAGUGAGACCAUUUUUAAAAGCAGAAUUGGCAAAUAACGAAUCCAAGGACUGUGUAAUUAUAGCGGAUUCAGAAACCCUUGUGUUGGAAGCACCUAAGCAUUCGACCACUAUGAAGAAUAGUGAAAGAGGCAUUGGACAAGCUGUACAUAAGUUUACGUUUUCCCAGAUCUUUGGGCAGGAAACCAGUCAAAAAGAAUUCUUUGAUGACACAGUAAAGGAUCUGGUUAAACAAUAUCUCCAAGGGCAAAACUGUUUGGUGUUUACCUAUGGAGUUACCAAUGCUGGAAAGACCUACACUAUUCAAGGUACUGCUAAAGAUGCUGGUAUCUUGCCAAGAGCACUGGGCAUGCUCUUUGAUCACAUAAAAGGCAGACAAUAUCAAAAGAUGGAUUUAAAGCCACAUGUCGGUGAUGAGGUGUUAAAACUGAACAGCCACCAAAUCUGGCAAGAAAAAACUAUCAAGGCUGCAAUCUUUUCCAUGCUGAAAGAGGAAACAGAAUAUCACCCUUUGAAGAUGCCAACCAACAAGAGCAGCCAAAAGGACCUGGCACAGCCUAGUUCCACCUCUCCAGCAGUCCCUGUAUCCUCGGAUCAUUUAGCAUCUGCUAUGGGUCUCGCUGAUCAAAGACCACCAAAAUAUUCAGUAUGGGUUUCAUUUUGUGAGAUUUACAAUGAAUAUGUGUACGACCUAUUGGAUGCAGUACCAACUUUAAAAAGCCAGAAACGUCAAAACCUGCGAGUCUGUGAAGAUCAAAAAGGAAAUAGCUAUGUUAAAGAUCUAAAGUGGAUCAACAUUACCAGCUCAGAUGAAGCUUUCAAGUUCCUGAAAAUAGGAAAUAAAAAUCGAAGUUUGGCUUGCACCAAAAUAAAUCAACAAUCAAGCAGAAGUCACAGUAUAUUCUCCAUUCGACUGAUGGAAAUAAUUGGUGAAGAUGAGCCCUAUGUAAUAAGGACUUCUGAGCUUGUCUUAUGUGAUUUGGCUGGGUCAGAGCGGUGUGCCAAAGCACAAUCUUUUGGCGAUCGACUGAAGGAAGCAGGAAACAUUAAUACAUCUCUCCUUAUCCUUGGCAAAUGUAUUUCUGCUCUCAGACAGAAGCAGCAGAAUAAACUGAAAUCAAUUGUUGUCCCUUUCCGAGAGUGCAAGUUGACGCGUCUCUUUCAAGCUUUCUUUUGUGGCAAAGGCAAAGCUUGUAUGAUUAUUAAUAUAAACCAGUGUGCUUCCAUGUAUGAUGAAACUCUCCAUGUCCUGAAAUUUUCAGCAAUUGCUAAGCAGAUAGUUCAGAUCAUUCACCCAAAAGUAGACUUGCAACUUAUUGAUCCAAUGAAGGGGAGUGAUGCCAGUAUGAUGGUAUGCACUGAUCUCUGUGAAGCGCUCUCUGCUGAAAAUUUCUUUUCUGAAGAUCCAUUAAUUAAAGGUGAAGAGGAACGGGAAAAUGAAGAGCUGGAUGUUGCCACCUUGGGCCAUGAAGAAUUAUUAGCCUUGAUAGAAAACAUAAAACAAAAACUGAUUGCUGAAAGACAGCACAAACUGGUUUUGGAAAUUCGGGUUCGUAAAGAGAUGGGAGAAGCCAUGUUUCAGCAACUACUGCAUACAGAAGAGGUGUGGAGUGAGCGGUUUGAAGAACUAAAGGAGAUUUAUGAAGAACAAUUGGAAAGUAAACUCUACAUGUACAAAGAAUCAAUCAGGCGACAUGCAUAUAAAUGUGCUUUGGUAGAAGUUCAAGAUAAAUAUCUUGCAAAAGAAGAGUUCAUUGCUGAGCAGCACAAAGUGAAGGUGAGGGAUUCAAAAGUGGAGGAGCUGGCAACCACAUUCAGUAAUUACCAAAGACAAGCUGCUAUUGCUGAAAAUUCUGAAUCUUUAACUCGAUUGCUGGAGGAGUUGGCAUGGUACAAAGAAGAAGUUCCAAAAACACAAUCUCAGCUGGAGAGUCUUCAGCUAGAAGCUGCUAUAAAUGAUAGUGAGGUAAACCGAUAUAAAGAAUUAUAUAGGAGCAAAGUUGUAUCUGAAGAACAGAAUGCAAAACUGCUGAAGGAAAAGGAUCAGGUGAGCAAGUCCUUGAUGAGGGAGAUGAAGGAGAUGCAUAUUGCUUUGCAGAAGGCAGAGAAAAAUUCUCAAGAGAGUAAUGAAGAGGUGAAGAAACUUAAUUGGAUUAUAACAGAGCAGGAGAAGAUGCUUAAGGAUAUUGAAGAAGAGCAUGCUGAGCAAAUCCAGCAACUACAAAAUAUGGUGUCCAAACUCCAGGAAGAACUUGCUCUCUCUACAAAGCUAUCUCAGGCUGAAAAACCACCACAAACAAAUAAAAGGCUGUUUGCAAAUUUAACUGGAUCCAAACUGGCAGUUGGCUCACCUUCAAAAAACAGUUUGUUUAAAUCCAGGGAGCUGAUUCCUCGGCUGAAAGUUAAAAAGAACAUAGUUUCUGGUAAACUGCCAUCGAUACCAAGUAAAACUAAUGAAUAAUUCAUUGUCAACUUGUUUAGUCUAAUUAGUUUUUAUACUUGUUU
This is a messenger RNA of Carcharodon carcharias (great white shark), 2775 nucleotides long. RefSeq lists its product as uncharacterized. Gene Ontology annotation, molecular function: ATP binding; plus-end-directed microtubule motor activity; microtubule binding. Lineage: Eukaryota; Metazoa; Chordata; Chondrichthyes; Lamniformes; Lamnidae. The record is from RefSeq and is a predicted model, not a curated record. The transcript has 20 exons. Gene Ontology annotation, cellular component: nucleus; spindle microtubule. The coding region runs from base 92 to 2731 and encodes 879 amino acids. Gene Ontology annotation, biological process: microtubule-based movement; mitotic spindle assembly.